AAUUAAGUGUAUUACAGUAAUAAUUAAUUACACUUAAUUAGACUAAUGAAACAAGUAAUCAGUGAUCCUACUACUAAUCAAAGUUUCCUAGGAUUAAAACAAACAAAACGACCUGCUUUGGUUUUUAGGAUCUACCACCAAACAGAGUAAAGUGACACUCUCUCACUCCCUUGCUCUUCCAGCCGCUGCUCAUACUCCUCUUCUUCUUCCUCCGGCCUUUAAGCUUUCAGGUGAAUGAUAAAGGAUGGAGGCAGCUAUUCGAGAAAAAUCAAUUGCAAUAGGCUUAAUGAAGAGCAAUGAUUACAUGAAAGCAAGGAACAAGUUACUCGACGCGAGAAACACGUGUUCAGGGCUUGAAAACAUCAAUGAGUUGAUUACGGUGUGUGACAUUAUGUGUACAGCCCAGUUUCAGUUACCAGGGAGUGGAAUUGAUUGGUACUGGAUUCUCCAGACUACAAGGACAGUCGAUGAAUCUGUCAUUGAUUACAAGUAUACAAACUUGAUUAGAGUCUUGGGGCCAAUUAAAGGAAAGUUCCCGGGGGUUGAAUCUGCAUUAGAGCUCAUCAAGCAAGCUUAUGAUGUGCUUUCAGAUAGACAGAAGCGUCAAGAAUUCGAUUUGAAAAGAACUGCUAGCUGGGGUCCUUGUGGUGGUAAUGCCGAACCGCUAAAUAUAGAAUAUCCUAAAGAGAGUGAAGCUACUUCUCAGAGUUCUUCUGGGUCUAAGAGAAUCGUUAGCGAAUGUUCAGAUAAGAGCAAUGUCCUCUGCAGCGCAGGAGCACAACCUUUGAAGAGGGUAAGAAGUGCAGGUGAGGGUGAUGGCGAGGUCGUAGCUGAGAACCAAGCACUUGUUAAUAGAGUUGUAGCUAACACUUGCAGCCAAGAAGCGAGCCUGGAUUCUGCAUUCACCAAGGCUAGAUUUAAUAAUGUGGGAAAAUGCUCAUUUGGGAGCCCAUCCUCAUCCAUGGUUCACAAGGAACCUACUCUUGAAUUUUAUGACUUUGCUAACAACCGAAAGGCUGAAGUACAUGCAAUUGGUCAGAUAUGGGCAGCUUAUGAUCAAGAAAAAAUGCCUCGGAACUAUGCAAGAAUUAACAGCAUAGAAAAGAUAUAUAACAAGGAAACUAAUAGCACAGAUGUCACACUGUAUGUCAGGUGGCUGAAACCUGCUCCCCUUAACAUAGAUGAAAAAAAAUGGCAUGAGGCAGGUUUGCCUAUUUGCUGUGGGUACUUUAUGCAGGAAAAAUUCGAUAUAGAUAAAUGCAAUAGGAUGGUUGGCGGGCGCCCUGUUUUCUCGCAUUUCAUCUCUUCAUUUAAAGAUCUGACAAAUGAUUUGUUUGAACUUUAUCCACACGAAGGGGAAGUAUGGGCUGUGUAUAAGGAUUGGAAACCAUUUAAUUGGUGCAAUGAUCCUAAAACAAGAAAGGGAUGCAAAUUCCAGCUUGUAGAAAUUCUGACUGGUUACUCAAAACAAGUUGGUGUUAAGGUUGCAUCAUUAGUAAAGAUGGCAGGGUUUACAAGCAUUUUCAGAAGACAGGAGAUUCAAGGGAGUGACUUCUCUUAUCAAAUUACUGCUGCCAAAUCGUUUAUAUUUUCUCAUAAUAUCCCAGCAUAUAGGUUCGCAGGAGAAAAGAGGGGUUUAUUUCCAGGUAUGCUGUUCGAACUCGACCCACUUUCAAUUCCAGAGGAUGUGGUUGUGGAAACAGUUGCAGCAAAGCCACCUUUAGAAGGGAGAUCCAGUGAUGCAUCUGGCAGUGAGCACCCGAUUUCUAGAUCUCCUCCUAUAUCUUUAGGGGCGAAGCCUAUAGCUUUGAAGCCUAAAUGGCCAGCAGAGGCUUUUUCUUCAGGUCAGAUAUGGGCCAUAUAUGAUGAUGGUCCUGAUGCCAUGCCUCGGCGAUAUGUCGUUGUACACGGUGUGAAUUCAGGUGGUGAAGUUUGUGUUACAUAUUUGAAGCCCCACCCUAAGCUUGAAGAUGAAAUGAAAUGGGUUGAGCAAAAUCUACCAGUAGCAUGCGGGUCAUUCAAAACUGGUGGUGUCACACUCAACUUGCAAGUAUCAAGGUUUUCACAUCUAAUGAAGUGUGACGACAGCAGCUCUAACAGUAACAAAUAUCUUCACAAAAUUUACCCAAGGGAAGGUGAGAUAUGGGCAAUGUAUAAAAAUUGGAACAGCAAAUGGAACCAUUCUAAUCUCAUUAAUUGCCAGUAUCGAUAUGUUGAAAUCCUUUCUAGCUGUUCAGAGGACGCGGAGAUGAGGGUAGCCAGCUUAGUAGAAGUUAACGGUCGUAAAACGUUUUUCCAUAGGCAGCUCUCUGAUGAUGGCUUUGAAUUGACUCGAACAGUUUCCAUGAAGGAGUUGCUCAGCUUCUCUCAUCAGGUACCAGCUUUCACUGUUCCAGGUAUUGAAAAUCACGGUAUUCCUGCAGACUCUUGGCACUUAGAACCUGAUGCACUGCCUGCCAUUCCUGCCAACUAGGUAAACAUCAAUUUACCAUACUUCAACUUCCGCGCGGUGAAAAAAGGAGAGAAGAAAACAGGAGCUUUAGUCUUUUAAUUUUAGUUUAAUUUGCUAGCAAGUUUUUUGGUGAUCAUGAAUUAUACAGGAAGGAAGUUGAAGUCUUUUGUUUAGUUCCUAACUUAAGCUAUUUAAGUAAUUUCCAACUUCAAGAUAAUCAGGAAAGCUUUUGUAUUCCAAUAAUGAUUAUAACAUGGUGGCAUGGUGCUUUAUCAGUUACUAUGUUUGUAUCAACAUUCACCAGGUUUGAGCUUUAUCAGUU
Molecule: messenger RNA, 2774 nt
Organism: Papaver somniferum (opium poppy)
Lineage: Eukaryota; Viridiplantae; Streptophyta; Magnoliopsida; Ranunculales; Papaveraceae
Exons: 2
Coding region: 245-2473 (742 amino acids)
Source: RefSeq, a predicted model, not a curated record